AUGGAAGAGGGCAAGACUGAAGACGUCCAGGGUAUUCUACAACUUAAUGUGCGAGGAUGUUUAUACACAGCCAGGCGUGAGUCUUUAUGCCGCUUUAAGGAUUCAAUGCUAGCUUCUAUGUUUAGUGGACGCUUUCCUCUAAAAGUAGAUGAAUCAGGAGCAUGUCUAAUUGAUCGAGAUGGAUACCUGUUUAAGUAUCUUUUGGAUUAUCUUCAUGGAGAAGUUCGGAUUCCUGAAGAUGAACAAAUUCGAAUUGCACUGCAGGAGGAAGCAGAUUAUUUUGGCAUCCCUUAUCCAUACAGUCUGUCUGACCAUUUGGCCAAUGAAAUGGAGACGUAUUCUUUAAGGUCAAAUAUAGAGCUUAAAAAGGCUUUGUUAGAUUUCUGCGAUUCUUAUGAUUUAGUUUGUACCAAGCCUACAGUUUGGGUCCUGCACUAUCUCAACGCUUCUGGAGCAAGCUGUGAAAGUAAAAUUAUUGGUGUGUAUGCCACAAGAGCUGAUGGGACUGAUGCAAUUAAUAAGGAGCUAGGAACAAAAAUUCAUAGUAAAAGCAUUUACAAAAGAGAAGCUGGAAAUAACGUCCAAUACAUCUGGAGCUAUUACUCAGUAGCCGAGUUGAAAAAGAUGAUGGAUGCUUUUGAUGCCUGGGAAGGGAGAGGUGUCAGCUACUGGAGAGUGCCUCAGGAGCUGAUUGAAUGCUGGACUCUUGAAGAACGCCCUUUGAAAAGCAGUUUGCAUCAUAUGCCUCCAGUUCAUAAAAGACGAUUAAUUGACUUUACUGAAGAGGAAGACUAUUUACCGUGUAAAGCAGGUCCCAAGCCAAUUAGAUUCUCAGGUCCCUCAACAAGUACCCAUAUCAAAGUCAAGAAUUCAGCUUCAUUAAAGGUAGCUGCUUGCAAUGCUUCACGUUCUGCAGUGACUCUUAAACGACCCAAUCAUGAAAGUUUGACGUUGCACAAAGUAGCUUCUGAAACUGUAUCCACAACAUGCACAUUGGUGCCCAGCAAUUCCCAGGUGACCUGUGGAAGGCAGAGUGCUGACAAUGGGACACCAUGUCAAACGCCGUUCAAGAUUGCAGUGUCUAGGAAGCCCGUAAGCAACCGUGUAGUAAAGCUGAAGCGAACUCCACUUUUUCUUGUGACGCCAUCUCAGCCAUCUUCUUCCGUGUCCAGUAAAACAAGUGAACAGGACAGUGCUGCUGUUGAAAUUCCUACUACUUCUAUGGUACUAAACAAGAAAGAACCAGCUGUAUUAGCAGAGAGUAUUAAGCUUAAGAAUGAUAAAGUGGAUGGAUAAUGUUUGACUCAGUCUGAUAGACUGGAUAGCUUUGCAUCAUCUGGUCAAAGAAGAGAUCAUCAUCUCAUGUGGUCGUUCACUCAAAGAUUUGGUAGAAAAUUAUGAUGAAAAAGUUCAUGAAAAGCAUAGGGAGAACUUGCUUUAAAUGAGCAC
Gavia stellata (red-throated loon) is the source of this 1449-nucleotide messenger RNA. RefSeq names its product potassium channel tetramerization domain containing 18 (gene KCTD18). Gene Ontology annotation, biological process: protein homooligomerization. The record is from RefSeq and is a predicted model, not a curated record. The transcript has 6 exons. The coding region runs from base 1 to 1296 and encodes 431 amino acids. Lineage: Eukaryota; Metazoa; Chordata; Aves; Gaviiformes; Gaviidae.